CCCCCGUCGUCUCUAGGAUUAUAUUCGUGCCACGAGCGGGUGUCGAAGCCUUUUCCACCGGUCUUUCUCUGUUAAGUCACUCCUUCUGCACGGAUAUUACGUUAACAUCCGUUGGGAUUCCCGGGCUAUGUGUAGACCAUCGGCGCGUUGGCCCGGCAUGCGUCCCCGUAUGAGACACCCUUGGGGUUAAGCCAUGCCUUAAAAACGAUCUAGAUUGUUGGGGACUUUGUUACUCAAACUCUGACGUUGGGGGCUACUCAAUUCAGAGCUUCCUGUGGUACCUGCCGUUACGCUUCCUACCUGUGAUUUCGAUAAGUCCAUCCAUCAUGGCUGCUGCGUCUCUACCUACUCCCACGGCGCAUAUUGUCUCACAAUUGUCCAAACAAACUCUUCACUUUCCGAAUGUGCAGCAUAUGAUGCAACAUUGGCCGAAAGGGCCGAACCCAAACAUAGAGAGCGCUAGACUUGAGGCCGAGCAAUUGCUAAGGACCGCUUUUGAUGAUCCGGGUAAGCUUGCGAAGCUCGGAAAGUGUGAUUUUGGCGGCUUGGCUGCGCUAUGCUUUCCAACUUGCGCGCCGAUAAAGUUGAUCGCUGCUACUCGUUUCUUAGCCUGGAUAUUCCUGUGGGAUGACGAGAUUGACAUGGGUGAGGGCGCAACGCAGACUUCGAGAGACCAGCAACGCGCCCGCGAUUAUUGCCACGACUCUCUGCGCCGUGUUCGACAGGCCAUGGACCCGGGGUGCUGUACAGAAGCCAGGGUCGAAAAGGAUAGGCGCGGCCUUAUGAGCGUAUUCGACGAUUUGAGUCGUCAACUGCACGCAGACAUGAGUAGCGAUCAGCGAGCCCGAUUUUCUCGGGAGAUUGAGGAAUAUAUCUCGGAAACCGCUGUAGAGCAGACGAAUCAACAACAGGGCUGCGUAGCAAGCUUUGAAGAUUACAUGAACAUGAGAUUGAGAACUUCUGGUAUAGGAUCAGGCCUAGCCCUAUGCGAGUUCACCGCAGGUGUCGAUCUACCGAGCUGGGCUAUGGAUAGCCAGGAGAUGGUCACCAUGUGGAGAGAAAUCACAAGUAUUUGUAUGCUGAUCAACGACGUUUAUUCUUUGAAGAAAGAACUAGGACACGGCGUGAUCCAGAACGCCAUACCCAUAUUAGUGAGCUCGUUGCAGGAGCAAGACCUCGCCCACGCUGUGGAAAUUCUGGCGCAGAAGAUUGAACAUUCAAUCGCGCUGUUUGACGAGACGCUGAAAACCCUGCAUUGCCGAUUCUCGGAGCGCGGCGAGAGGCCAGACGACCUGAUUCAGUACGCAGAUGCGUGCCGAAUGAUCGCCACAGGGCUUCUCGAGUGGUUGCUGACGUCGCCUCGUUACGGGAUGCAUCGAUACGUGCAACCUGACGGCUCAGUCAUCGUCCCUCUAGGAUGCGCGACGGAUAAGCUUGAACCUCGUGGGCAUGCGGAGACCAAGCCAUGAAUCCAAUUCUCUCGACGCCGUGGCAUAGGUGAUACGGCAUACGAUGAAGGCUCGGAUAGCGUCAUGGCUGCCGGGCAGCUGGAGUGGUAGGUAUGGAUUCUCUUCGUUGUAGCCAUCUGCAACUUGAGGAAGG
Durotheca rogersii is the source of this 1602-nucleotide messenger RNA. Its product is annotated as isoprenoid synthase domain-containing protein. The record is from RefSeq and is a predicted model, not a curated record. Lineage: Eukaryota; Fungi; Ascomycota; Sordariomycetes; Xylariales; Xylariaceae. The transcript is spliced from 9 exons. The coding region runs from base 327 to 1469 and encodes 380 amino acids.